Penicillium mononematosum is the source of this 1686-nucleotide messenger RNA. RefSeq lists its product as uncharacterized. NCBI's taxonomy places the organism in Eukaryota, Fungi, Ascomycota, Eurotiomycetes, Eurotiales, Aspergillaceae. The record is from RefSeq and is a predicted model, not a curated record. The coding region runs from base 1 to 1686 and encodes 561 amino acids. The transcript has a single exon.
AUGCGUGGACCACCUCGCGAUGCUCGUUCUACUCGCGAGAAUGGCUGGCCUAUGGAUAGGCCUGGCCGCAUGCGUGGAUCCGGACCCAAUGAUUCGUUCCAUGGACGCGAUCCUUCUGGACGGGGAGAGCUGAUGCCUGACCACAUGGACCGACCAGUCGAUAUUCCUCGGCGUGGAGACCCAUCAAGGCCAGAGAGACCAGAGAAAGAUGAUCGGAGGCCCUAUCCGCCACGUCCUCUAUCGCCGCCCAGACCUGCUGACCUGCCAAACCGACCUGACCGAUUCCCUCCGCCCGAUGAUCGCAGAUCUGGCGGAUUCCCUUCGUCCUCCCGCAUCGAUGAUCUCCCCCGGGCCCCUCGCACGGAUCGACAAGCUGAUCCGAGGGACACUGCACCAGGUCCUGAUAUGACUCAUGGUCGACUUCGGCAGCCGGAACCUCCGUCUGAGAUUCCUGCAGGCCCUCGAAGACGCGGUGGACGUAAUAUUCCUGGGCAGGCACCUCCAAUGCUCAGCUCGAGCAAUGCUACAUUGCCCACUCCGGAACGCCAGACACCUACUGGCCCUGCCCGACAAAGUGGGCGUGGGGCACCUGAGCAACCCGCUGCUCCAACACAACCCGUGGGCUCGAGUAGUGCCCCAGGGGUCCAUCCGGACCGCCUCCGGAAUCUUGUCAAUGAACCUGCAGCCCCCGCUGCUGCUCCCUCAGGUCCUCGCGGAUUAGGCCCACAACAACCACCUCGAGGACCCUCUGCCCAGUCUGGGCAGUCUGGACCGCCUGGACAAGGUUUCGGUGGGGAACGUGGCCGUGGCGAUAAACGUUUCGCAGGCCUUAAUAAUAUGCUCCAGCAGUCUGGUGGUGGCGGUGGUGACCGGGGUGGGAACCCUCCGCCUGUUCGCGGCAGAGGUGCCAAUCGCCCCUCAAGCAACAUGGAGGCACCAUCGCCUCAGCCUGCAAAUCGACCACCCAUGGGCCCUGCAGGACCCCAAGAAGACCUACCCCGCAACCGUCCCAACGGUGGCCGAGGUGGUGACCUGAUUGAUGAUAUCGUUCCCGACGCGGGUCGCUCUGGGCCGACUGGCAAUCGCAGCCGUGAAAUGGAACCUACUCGCGACAAGGAGCCCGAGCGCCGUGAUGGUAGCAGCAGCGGUCGCAAUCGACGUGAUGGCCGUCGAAAUGACCGGGAACGCAGUCGCCGCAGCGAUGUAGGAGGUGGUGGAAGCCGCGACGAGAAGGGCGCUGGCGAACCCCGUGAGACCCUGCGCCGGGUUCAGAGCUCACGCGAAGAGAUGCGACGUCGAGACCGACGUGAUCGCCCGGAUGGACCGUCGGAAAUGAGUGGACCAGCACCUAGUAACAGUGAGCCCCAUGAGGCUGAAGGCCGUUUGCGCCCCCCGUCCUCCAUGGAUGCACCGCCACCACCCCUCCCCCCUCCACCUCCCCCGAUGCCGGAUGGAAACGAGCGUCGUUUCAAUUCUGGCGACCGGGGUAGCCGGUCGGACAAUCGGGAUCGCGAACGCGAGCGCCGUGGUGACCGACGUGACCGGGAUCACCAGCGCGAGGGUGGCAGCGGCUCUGGAGGCUCUGGGCACCGUAAGCGUGGUCGACAGGGUCCUGAUGAUGGCGCUGACGGUGGACGCGGCAUGAGAAUGGGAAAUGAUAACAAACGUCCUCGUCGAGGAGCGUGA